AUGUCGUCUGCCAGGUUACUGCGUUCCCUGGCGAAGCCCGCCCGCCAGCUCCGCCCCCGCAUCUCUACGCCCACCACCUCCUCCUCCGUCCUCCCCCAGAUCCAGACGAGGCAUCACUCGCAAAAACACCCCCAGGGCUUCGAGCCCCCGACCGAGGCCGACCUCGCCGAGCUGCGCGAGCGCGUGCAGGACUUCACGCGCCGCGAAAUGACCGAGGAGGUCGCCGCCCGCACAGACAAGACCAACGCCUUCCCCAACGACAUGUGGCCCAAGCUGGGCGAGGCCGGCUUCCUGGGCAUCACGGCCGACGAGGAGGUCGGUGGCCUCGCCAUGGGCUACCAGGCCCACUGCGUCGUCAUGGAGGAGCUGUCGCGUGCCUCGGGCUCCAUCGGCCUCAGCUACGCCGCCCACUCGCAGCUCUGCGUCAACCAGCUGCAGCUCAACGGCAACCCCGAGCAGAAGAAGAAGUACCUGCCCGGCCUCAUCGCCGGCACGAGCAUCGGCGCCCUCGCCAUGUCCGAGUCGGGCGCCGGCAGCGACGUCGUCAGCAUGCGCACGACGGCCAAAAAGGUCGACGGCGGCUACCUCAUCAACGGCAGCAAGAUGUGGAUCACAAACGGGCCCGACGCCGACGUCAUCGUCGUCUACGCCAAAACCGAGCCCGACGCCGGCUCCAAGGGCAUCACCGCCUUCAUCGUCGAGACCAAGACGUCUGACGGCUUCAGCUGCCAGCGCAAGCUCGACAAGAUGGGCAUGCGCGGCAGCAACACGGGCGAGCUCAGCUUUGACGCCGUCUUCGUGCCCGACGACCGCGUCCUCGGCAACCUCAACGGCGGCGUGCGCGUGCUCAUGGAGGGCCUCGACCUCGAGCGCCUCGUCCUGUCGGCCGGUCCCCUCGGCAUCAUGCAGGCCGCCCUCGACGUGACCCUGCCCUUCGCCCACCAGCGCAAGCAGUUUGGACAGCCCAUCGCCCACAACCAGCUCGUCCAGGGCAAGCUGGCCGACAUGUACACAAAGCUGCAGGCGUCGCGCGCCUACACCUACGCCACGGCCCGCACCGUCGACGAGGCUGGCACCAUCCGCACCCAGGACUGCGCCGGCGCCAUUCUGUACGCUGCCGAGCGCGCGACCGAGUGCACGCUCGACUGCAUCCAGCUGCUCGGUGGCAUGGGCUACGUCGAGGAGAUGCCGGCGUCGCGGCUGCUGCGAGAUGCGAAAUUGUACGAGAUUGGAGCCGGCACGUCAGAGAUCCGCCGCAUGGUCAUCGGGCGGGCAUUCAACAAGGAGUACGCCCACCUUGGGCCGUAA
This is a messenger RNA of Verticillium alfalfae VaMs.102, 1308 nucleotides long. Its product is annotated as isovaleryl-CoA dehydrogenase. The record is from RefSeq and is a predicted model, not a curated record. Gene Ontology annotation, molecular function: flavin adenine dinucleotide binding; 3-methylbutanoyl-CoA dehydrogenase activity. Gene Ontology annotation, biological process: L-leucine catabolic process. Lineage: Eukaryota; Fungi; Ascomycota; Sordariomycetes; Glomerellales; Plectosphaerellaceae. The transcript is spliced from 2 exons. The coding region runs from base 1 to 1308 and encodes 435 amino acids.